CUUUAAAGCGCUUUGCAGGCACCGUUCUCAGACUCUCUUCUUUUCUGGCUUUUCAAUGACUGGAAACGUCUAGUCCUCUGUGAAAUUCAUAUAUUACCUGGAAACUUGGGGUCAGAAGAGACUCCCCGGAUCUUUGCGGUGAAAAACUUCUAUAAUUUAUAUCCGACAGUAUAGCAAACGCUAUUUAACAUGCCUCCAAAUAAGAAGAAAAAGAAGCCGGCAUCGAAUCCGGCCCGAGGCUUUGCAACGGUUUCAGUCCCCUCACGGCCAAAGAUAGUCGAUUUGACGGCAGUCUCGUCGACUGCAGAGUCGUCACUUGCAGCAUCCGAAGGGGAGAACUCACCACCACCAACAGAUAUACAACAGCCUGUUGCAGGAAAUGACAGCAAAAAGACCCUGCAAGCUUUGUCACCAGAAGAGCUUGAAAGGCAUUUUGAACAGGCGGAACUACAGUCUCUAGUGGACAAACAUGCCGCCAAAUGUAAAAGCGAAGCCCUUCGCCAAGUCUCCAAACUUGAAACCGAAAGGCGUGUGCUGAGACCCCAGGCCAAUAUCUUGGGAUUGAACGACUGGAUGCCCCAAGAUAUCUUAGAUAGAGUCCUUACAUCUGCUCAAACAGAACUUGACAACCGCGACCCUCCAUCCGAACGAGACUUGGAUGGUUCCAAGGAAGAAGAAUUAGCCACCAGACUCUGGACUCUAAAAGAGACAUUCCAGAAAUUACGUUUCUCUCAGACUCGAGUGGAGGAACUCCUGAAAUACCUAGUAACAUACAAUUCUGGAUUCGCAGGUGGCAGUAAAGACUUGUCUUGGGUUAUAGAUGAAUCCUUAAAUUGGCUGGCAUUGCAAUGCAGUCCAGCCGAACUGCCACCUUAUGACAAAAAGGAGGCAGUUUUUCCAAAGACUGAGGAAGCGAUAACCUCAUGGAUAAAUGAUAGUAAAGAGCGUCAGUCUGCAAGCGCCUCAAUCUCGUCUACUCCUGGCAAGGAUGACUGGAAGAAGUCAAAAGCUCCUCCUCCACUCAUCAAUGAUCCGGAAGUUGUUUUGGACGAUUCAGAUAGCUCUAUUGACCCGGAGAAUUUUGUUGAUGAAUACGUUUCUCUACAAAGCCGCUUAUACAAAAUCCAACCCAGGCUAAUCGAUCAGCUGGCAAAAGGCGCGAAGAGGGCAACGCGAGAAAACCGUGCUCAAAACGAGUCAGAUCCUAGAGCAAAAUCAAUAUUACGGAAACUCACAAAGAUAGAGAAUGAUGUUCUUUUUGAUCGUCACGAAGCGGACGUCAAGUGGCUAGAUACGCUCAACCAUCUCAGACAAGAAGCAGCAUUUGUUAGAGAAAAGGAACGUACAAUUGAAACACCCUCCGGUCCUAUCCAGCCCUCCAAAGAUUUUGGGGAAGAUUCUGGGGUGGUGGGUGAUGCUCCUUUGGAAACUCCAAUAUCCGACGAUGAGGGUCUUUUUGGGGAAAUAUUCGCAGGAGACAUAAGUAAUGGGCCAUCCUCGAUUCUAGAGACACCCAACUCACAUCAUUUACUUCGCGACUUCGGAAAGCCAAGUGGACUUAGUCCACGGAGGGUGCUCGAAGAAGUAUGCAAGGCAAGAGAUCCAGCCUCGAAGGUACUUUUUAAAGAUUUAUCAGUAUCGUCCUACUCGAAUCGGAAGGCAAUUGAGAUACAAUGGUCAAAACCGCAAGAGGAGCCGUUACCUAUAACAGUAGAAAGAGUGACUAUUCAGUCGAAUCCUUUCACCUUGUUUGCAUCUAUGGACUCUAUUGCAACCUCCACGUCACCUCAAGCAGAAGGCUACACCUCUACUCUUGGGCUCUUCCUCAUUUCGUCGUUGAAUACUAAGGAGGGAAAGGCUUAUCUUCGUCUUCCAGCGGUAUGGAGAGAGCUCUGGGCUGAAUUCUCUGAAAUAAAAAAACGAGAAGAAGAUCAGGCAGACAAAGCACAGUUCAAAUACCUAAGAGACUUGAUACAGGAGCACCAUGGUAAAUUUGAGCACGAUGUUGUCUUGUCUGAGAAUUUCAAAAGGAGAAACGGAAGCUCUAAGAAGACCGAGCCACCUGAAAUUUCCCAAGAUCUCGGUUCGCACAUAUCUACAGAAAAGAUGACACACUUAUGGAAAGAAAAAUCGUCGACUUCAUCCUUCCAAAAAAUGGCAGAGUUUCGAAAAAGUUUACCGGUUUGGGCAUAUAAGCAGGAAAUCCUUGAUACCCUGGCUAACAAUCAAACCAUUAUUGUAUGCAGCGAGACUGGAAGUGGUAAGAGUACACAAAUUCCUUCAUUCAUCAUGGAGAACGAGCUUGCCAAUAGCCGAGAGUGCAAAAUUUAUGUUACUGAACCUCGAAGAAUCUCGGCAAUUUCGCUUGCACGACGAGUCAGCGAAGAGCUUGGUGAGAAGCCCCAUGAAGUUGGGACCAACAAGUCUUUGGUUGGCUAUGCGAUCAGGCUAGAAAGUAAGAUUAGCCAAAGCACUAGGUUAAUAUUCGCGACAACCGGUGUUGUUGUACGCAUGCUGGAACGACCUAGUGAUUUUCAGGACAUUUCUCAUAUUGUACUUGAUGAGGUCCACGAGAGGAGUAUUGACAGUGACUUUUUACUUAUUGUUCUACGGCGUCUUUUGGCUCAGAGACCAGACUUGAGAGUUGUCCUUAUGUCUGCCACUGUGGAUGCUCGACGUUUUUCAAACUAUCUCAAUGGUGCACCAGUUCUCAAUAUUCCUGGACGGACUUUUCCAGUUGAAGUCAAGUAUCUCGAGGAUGCGGUUCACUUGACAAAUCAUCGAAUAGCCGAUCAACAAUCAGGCUCUAUUAUUGAUGACGAUGAAGACUCAUCCUCGGAGGGACCUCGUAAUGACGAUGCAACACGAAGUUUAAGAGUAUCUCUUGAAGGGUAUCCACAGAAAACCAAGGAGACUGUCUUGAAGUUUGACGAAUAUCGUCUUGAUUAUCGUCUAAUCACAAAACUUUUGGUCUCGAUCGCAACGAAACCAGAAUUGAUCUCGUACAGCAGAGCAAUUCUAGUCUUCAUGCCAGGUUUAGCAGAAAUUCGUCGACUUCAUGAUGAAAUUGGAGCAGAUUCGAUGUUCAAUCAGGGGUGGAUUCUUCAUACACUCCACUCAUCGAUUUCCAGUGAAGAUCAGGAAAAGGCUUUUCUUGUGCCACCGGAAGGAACAAGAAAGAUCGUGAUCGCCACCAAUAUCGCAGAGACUGGUAUUACAAUUCCAGAUAUUACUGCUGUUAUUGAUGCUGGAAAGGAAAAGGUCAUGAGGUAGUCAUAGCAUUUCAGGUAUUAGAUUGUUGCUGAUAAUAUUUAAGAUUUGAUGAGAAACGCCAACUGUCUCGACUAGUUGAAUCAUUCAUCUCUCGGGCUAAUGCCA
Messenger RNA from Talaromyces proteolyticus, 3378 nucleotides. RefSeq lists its product as uncharacterized. NCBI's taxonomy places the organism in Eukaryota, Fungi, Ascomycota, Eurotiomycetes, Eurotiales, Trichocomaceae. The coding region runs from base 190 to 3273 and encodes 1027 amino acids. The transcript is spliced from 4 exons. Gene Ontology annotation, cellular component: intracellular anatomical structure. Gene Ontology annotation, molecular function: ATP binding; RNA binding. The record is from RefSeq and is a predicted model, not a curated record.